Molecule: messenger RNA, 1344 nt
Organism: Ostrinia furnacalis (Asian corn borer)
Lineage: Eukaryota; Metazoa; Arthropoda; Insecta; Lepidoptera; Crambidae
Exons: 2
Coding region: 70-1248 (392 amino acids)
Source: RefSeq, a predicted model, not a curated record
UUCAUUACGUGUUUUUGUGUUAUCGGAAUCACACCUCGCAUUCGGGAAAUAAUUAUAUUUUGAAUAAUUAUGGGAAAACGAAAGCGUUCUAGAUCUAGGGAUAGUGAUUAUGAUAGUAUAUUACGGAAAAUCAAGAAGUUGGAGUCGAAAUUACGAAAAAGACGGCGCCUAUCAUCAUCGGCAUCGGUGGAAGGAGAAAGUGAUUCUUCGUACUAUAAGAGAUACGACACACAGGAAUAUGAAAAUCAUAGUUUAUUACAAGCGGAAAAUUACGCAGAUGAUAACGCUGACAUCUACGGCGACUACCAACCCGAGUCAACAGAGCCACUUGCCGGACCAUCUACGUCGAUACCUGCGCCAACGACAGAACCCGAAUCUGUGACACACACAGUACCUGCGUCUACGCAAGCGGACCCGUCGAGUGUCAACGCAAAUGACGCUCCGGCAACAUCUAUUUUGGAUGAAAAUACACCUUCAUUAGACCCAGAGAUUCUUCAACUGCUUGGCGAGGACCCCACCUGCCAGAAAAAUCAUGGAGAGAAUCUACAUAAGGAUAUCGCACCUAGAUGGGCACAUAUAUUAGCUAACGGGCUUUCUAAAGAGAUUCAAUUAGAUCUAAUAAAAUGUUACUUACCACCAGAAAACUGCCCAAAUAUGAGAGCCCCAAAACUCAAUUUGGAAAUCAAAGCAGCUCUGUUGGAAACGAACAUUAAAAAAGAUUUAUACAGCCAAAGCAAGCAAAAUCAACUUGCUAGUAGUCUCUCUGCUAUAGGAAGAGUUUUGAAUUGGGCCCUGGCAUCAAAUAGUACUGUUCCUCAAGAUAUAAUAAAGGCAUUGAGUGACGCCGGCAGACUCAUAUGCGACAGCCACUAUAAAGAAUCCCAAUCCAGGCGUUAUGCGGCACUGAGCACUCUUAAUAAGGACAUAAGAGAUACUGUCAAAAAUACAACUAUUGACGAACAUCUUUUUGGUUCCGCAUUAUCAGAUCACAUUAAGUCUUCGAAGGCAAUAAGCAAGACGGGGUCGGAAAUCAAACAAAAGAUUCAACGUCCUACGUAUAGGGCCCCGACAACAACAACACAGCCUCGGGGCGCUUUAAACUCGAGGGGGGCGCCGCCGCGCGUAGCAGCAGCGGUCGAGCCGCGGACGACCCCUGCACCGCGCCGACCGCCGAGGGAUCGCCGCCUGGAAGCGCCGCGAGGCCGCCGCUCCACCAACCACGCGCGGCAGCAGACGAGGAGACGAUAGGAGAAAGUCCUCAGGUAUGCGUUGCUGGUCGAUUGACUCACUUUUAUGACAGAUGGUGUGAGCUCACUAAUGAUCGUACAAUUUUAAAUUGGGUUC